Naegleria lovaniensis is the source of this 2307-nucleotide messenger RNA. RefSeq lists its product as uncharacterized. NCBI's taxonomy places the organism in Eukaryota, Heterolobosea, Eutetramitea, Acrasida, Naegleriidae. The coding region runs from base 1 to 2307 and encodes 768 amino acids. The transcript has 3 exons. The record is from RefSeq and is a predicted model, not a curated record.
AUGAUUGAAAGACAUUUGUUUGAAUUUAGAAAAAUAUUGGGCCAUAGAGAAAUCGGUUUCUUUGUUGAUGAGAAGGAUGAUUUAGUUUUUUUUAUUAAUUAUUGCAUCAAGAAUAUUUUGGAUACCGGAGUGGAGCAGCAUUCCAAAGAAGAAUUUGUAAAUUUAUUGGACUGUUUUGUUUCAAUUUGCGGUGUGCCAUUGCGAGAAAGAAAAGCAAGCGACUCAUUCCUUAAAGCAGAUUCAUAUUUAGCAAUAUUCUCAUGUCUUGGAAAAUUAUUGAGAUUAUCUGUUGGUUGUGUCAAACCAAUUUUGGUUAAUGUUUCAAAGUGUAUAAGCGAAUUAGUUGAGAAAUCAUUUGACUUAGAUUUUUUGAGCAAGGCAAUCAAGCAAUGCAGCAUUUUAGACGACGUACUGUUUUUGAUAUCUCAUUUGGUAAAAGAAAACGAGCCUGUAGAGUCAGAUUUGUUCAUAGAGGCCGUCAAUGUUGUGUGGAGCAUUUCUAGAUACGAAGAAUAUGCUGAAAAAAUGACAAGAGAGGGUGGUGUUAGGUUAUUGAUUGACGUAAUUAACUCGGCAAAUUUUUCAGACCUGGUGGUAUUUAAAAUAAUUGAUACCAUUUGGAAUAUUAUUGAAAUUUUCCCAAAAUCUACAUUAUAUAUUGGAGAGGUUAAUUGUGUGACAACAAUGUUUAAGUUGAUUCAAGAAACCAAUUUGAAAGGAUUCAGGACGAAAGACAAAGAGUUGAGAAAUGAUAUUCUUAUUAUAUUUUCCUUCCUGGCAAGAGAGCCUGAAAAUCAAAACCUUCUCAAAGAAUGUGGACUUUUGGAGUAUCUUGCUGCAAUAUCAAUAGGACUCGAGCUAUACCCUGAAUCAGUGACUGUAUCUUACAACGUUUCUACCAUUUCAAAUGAGGAUUUCGAAAUGAAGAAGCUUGCAUGGACUAUUUUGUUUUAUCUAACAUUCAACAAUGAGUGUCUAUCGUUAAUUGUUGAUCUUGGAUUUGUAACAAUUUUGUUAGAAUGUAUGGACAUCAAUAGUGAGGUAAUGAGAAAAUGGAACGAUAACCAACGCUUUGAAUUGAAACUUCUGGCCUUAAAAAUACUAUUCCUUCUCUCUGUUCGGGUUCCACAAAAUUUUUCCAAAGAUCGCGGCCCUGAAAUAUGUUUAGAACUGUUACGAAAUUCCAACGAAGAGUCCAUUCUCAGUUCAUGUUUUAAUACCCUAAUGAACGUUUCAACUCAAGAAAUUGGAUGCAAAGAUUUGUCUCAAGCAAAUGCAAUUCCAUCCAUGCUUGACGCUUGCGUUAACAACUCUCUGUCAUUGAGCUCUAGAACAGAUGCUGUACGAAUUAUCUCUAACAUUUGUACCUUUGUUAAAGAAGCUAUUGAGGCAUUUAUGCAUAAUGGAGGGGUUGCAAAAAUGUUACACCUACUUGAAACAAGCAUAUCAGAAUCACAGUACAUUGAAAAAGAUGAGCUAAUUUUCAACGUCAUAGAUUGUGUUUGGUGUUGUAUAGUAGGCAAUAGCGAGUGUGAGCAAUUAUUUAUUGAUGGGGAUGGUAUUCACUUCUUGUUAACAUUAUUAACUAUCUCAAACAAUUGGAUUCAAUUAUCGAUACUCGGGUGCUUGGCUGAUUUCAUGAUUUCAAACAUACAUGCUAUUGAGGAGUCGGAGACCUGGCUGAGUCGUGAUAAGGAACGACUAGUAACAUUUUUGAUUAAGCUUUGGAGACAUAAUGAAAACGGAAAAAUUAUCUCUGAAUUGUGGACUCUUGAAAACCUUGUUGUCAAUCCUGAUGACUAUGAUCUACAACGAAAAAUCUAUCAUGUUUUGACAUUUUUAGGGCCUAGAAUUGAUAUGAAUUCAUUGACAGACAGCGAGCGCUUGGAAAUUGCCAAAAUUCAACAAUAUGACAAAAUUUUGCAUGAUAAAGCUUGGGAGGAGAUUUGUGUUGAACUCGAGCAAGAAAAUAUAAGACCAACAACUCCAGAUAGAGAUCUCAUCAAUCAAAAAUUCAAGGAAAAGGCUGAACGAGAGGAGUUAAUGGCAAGUGGAAAGAGUAACUUUGUCAAUGAAAUGCAAAGUAGACAACUCAAAGAAGAAGAAUUGUUUUAUAACACAAUUAUUGAGCGGAAUACUCAAAAACACAAUUCACAACCAUCCAACCGAUCUAAGGAUAUGGAAAGAUAUACCUCAAAAUCGAGAAAUAGCACUACAAAUUCUGGGCCAAAAAACAUUAGUGUUCAAUCUUUCAAUAUCAUUGGUGGCUAUGUAAAUAGAAGAGCAGCUGAAGAAGAAAUUGAUUAA